CCCUCUGGGCAGCAAACAUGGAUGUUUAUGGACCGCUCAAUGUUUCGCUGGACUACAGGCUUCGAUUCAGUCCCACGGUCGUGGAGAUCAUACAUCAGCUCCUAGGCCUUAUUUGUGAUACAAUGGUGUCUUGCAAGUACCCGCUGCGCCCGAUCGCCGAGGAAUGGUCGAAGAGUCUAUGCUAACAAGAGUUCUUCAUAAAAGUGAAGCCGAUUGGGAACCCACCGCCGACUCCGAGCAGAAAAAGACAGCGUGUGUCAGGACACAGUGACUCGGAAGUCUGGAGGAGGAGACCCGAAGAUGAUGCAAGUGACUCGGACAGCGACGGAG
Molecule: messenger RNA, 330 nt
Organism: Aspergillus brunneoviolaceus CBS 621.78
Lineage: Eukaryota; Fungi; Ascomycota; Eurotiomycetes; Eurotiales; Aspergillaceae
Exons: 1
Coding region: 18-185 (55 amino acids)
Source: RefSeq, a predicted model, not a curated record